AAACUGACUGAGUUGUCUGACUUGUUAGUCUUGACUGCUUCCUCAACUUUCUGUUGUGGCAAGUUCAACAGCGAGCUCUGAGACUAUAUCUCAGCACAACUCAUCAGCUCAUCAAUAGCAGAAAGACAGAUUUCUGACAGCUACUGUGGGCAUAUCUAAGAGGGAAAAAUGGACACAGCGCGCAGGCUGAACGGAGAGAACAUAGGUCUGAAUAAGCUCUGCGACCCAGAGGCAAUGGCAACCACCUCUGGAAAAGUGUAUCGCCCCAUAAACAUAAAUCACUACGCCACAAAGAAGACUGCAGCUCAGAGCAUGCUGGACGUUGCCUUGCUGAUGGCCAACUCGUCCCAGCUGAAGACUGUUCUCUAUGUGGGGCCUCAGUACCGUUUCUACAUCCCACUCAUUGUCUUGCUGUCUCUCUCCAUCACGUUGCAGGUCAUUGUGGGACUGCUGCUCGUCUUUAUUGCAGUGAAGUAUGAUCUGAAUGACGUAAGGAAACAAGCCAAGUUGAACAGAAUGAACAACGUAGCAACCGUCUUUGUCUUCUUCACUGUCCUCAUCAACAUCUUCAUCACAGCGCUUGGAUUUGAAGGACAUACUGUCAGGUCAGCGUCGCCUGAGAUAUCAAUACCUGAGCCUCAGGUCCCCCCCCUGCCCAGCGACCUUAACACGACUGGUGGACUUUAGACAUGUCUUCGGCCCAAAACAAGACAUUUUCCUGUUCAGUUCUUAUCUCAAAGCCUUGAAAUCUAAAGGGGUUGUGGUGGGACAGCUGCCUUUUUGUAAACUCUACAUCAGCUGCCUGUUGAAAUAACGAGUCGUUUGAGUCAUGAAUCAAUUCAGCAUCAAACAUUUAAUUCCCGAAUGAAGUUAAGGAAUCUGCUGUCACAUUUGUGCUGAGAAGCACUGGCCUGUACCUCAACUCAGGAUCACAGCUGUUAACUUCAACAUGGCCGAAAGCCUUUGAACCUCUCAAUACAGUACAACUGCCUCAAUCGAGUACAGAUGCAAACAGACUAUACUCCACUGCGGAGUGCUGACUCCUGACCUUCGCAGUGUUGAGCUUAUUAUGUUAUCUGUUACCAAAUGCAGACUUUUCCUAUCUGCUUCUAUCUUGUAAAUAUGAUGGUGUUUUAUGUUUCUGUUCAGAUGUUAGAUUGGAUAAAUUAUGCUUGUUUAAAGUUUUGUAAAUAAAUAAAUGACUUACUUAUA
Molecule: messenger RNA, 1212 nt
Organism: Scatophagus argus
Lineage: Eukaryota; Metazoa; Chordata; Actinopteri; Scatophagidae
Exons: 4
Coding region: 169-687 (172 amino acids)
Biological process (GO): cell adhesion; tissue regeneration
Cellular component (GO): membrane
Source: RefSeq, a predicted model, not a curated record